AUGGCCGCGAAGUCGGACGGCACAGCCGUGCCGUUACAGAACGACAUCCGGCCGUUGUGCACGCGCAGUCCCGGACUGAGCUCACCGCGCGGCCGCUACUCUCUGCUGGACUGCUGCUGGACGCUCGGCGCUCUCCUCGUGUUUUUCUCGGACGGGGCCUCCGACCUGUGGCUGGCCGCCGACUACUACCUGCGGCAGGACUACCGCUGGUUCGCGCUCACGCUCGUCUUCGUGGUCGUACCGUCUGUCGUGGUGCAGGUGCUGAGCUUCCGCUGGUUCGCGUAUGACUACUCGAAGUCGAGCAGUGCCGGUUCCGCCGCGGCAGCCGUAGUGGCGGCGUCCGGAGCACAGAGGCGCUUCAGCACCACGGAGAGCGGCGUUCGGACCCGCUGCUGCAGAGCCAGCGCCUGGUUCUUCCACAGCAUCGUGCACAUCCUCCAGUUAGCUCAGGUCUGGAGGUACAUCCAUGCCUUGUAUCUGGGAGUGCAGAGCCGAUGGCGAGGGGACAGCGGACACAGACACUUUUACUGGCGAAUGAUGUUCGAGAGUGCAGACAUCAGCAUGCUACGGCUGCUGGAGACCUUCUUGAAGAGCGCUCCUCAACUCGUCCUGCAGCUCAGCAUCAUGGUCCAGGCCAUGCAGGUCCUCCCUUUACAAGGCCUGUCUGCUUCAGCCUCGCUGGUGUCUCUUGCCUGGAUGAUGGCAUCCUACCAAAAGGCUCUGCGGGACUCCCGUGAUGACAAGCUGCCCAUGUCUUACAAAGCAGCAGUUGUGCAGAUGCUUUGGCACUUGUUCAUGGUUGGGGCACGUGCGAUGGCGUUUGCGCUGUUUGCCUCAAUCUUCCAACUCUACUUUGGGAUCUUCAUUGUGGCCCACUGGUGUGCCAUGACCUUUUGGAUCAUCCAAGGUGAGACUGACUUCUGCAUGUCCAAGUGGGAGGAGAUCAUUUACAACAUGAUGGUGGGCAUCGUGUAUGUAUUCUGCUGGUUCAGCGUACGAGAGGGACCAACACGUUGCCGCCUGCUUUUCUACAGCCUUAUAGUACUGGCUGAGAACGUGGCUCUCACUGCUGCAUGGUACUUGUACCGUGGCACACGCAUCUCUGACUUCUAUGCUGUGGUGGUGGUGUGCGUGGUGGCCUGUAGCUAUGCCCUGGGUACCUUCUUCAUGUUUGUGUACUACUGCCUGCUGCACCCAGAUGGCCCUGUGACAGGUGUCCAUCUAGGAUGUGCCACAGUGGAGAGGGGUGCAGUGUCAGAGGCUUGUCUCUCAACAGUGACCUCUGCUCCUCCUCCAGAUGUGGUGAGCAGCCCACCCAGGACGUUGCAGAGGACUAAAGGAGGAGGAGAGCAGGAAACAGCAGGUGAGGGAGUGGACGUCUUUCAGGUGCGCCCUCCUGCUGGUUUAAGAACUCCUGCACCCCGCCCCACCCCAAAGACAGAAGGGCCGGUUAUUCGAAUUGACCUGCCCAGGAAGCAGUACCCUGCCUGGGAUGCUCACUUCAUUGACCGCAGGCUGCGCAAGACCAUCUUGGUCCUAGAGGGUGCAGCACCAGGCACACCCAGGAUCCAGUACCGCUGUUUGGGCACGCCAAAGGAGGUGAUGGAGUAUGAAACAACAGUGUGA
Molecule: messenger RNA, 1626 nt
Organism: Neoarius graeffei (lesser salmon catfish)
Lineage: Eukaryota; Metazoa; Chordata; Actinopteri; Siluriformes; Ariidae
Gene: xkr7a
Product: XK related 7a
Exons: 3
Coding region: 1-1626 (541 amino acids)
Biological process (GO): phosphatidylserine exposure on apoptotic cell surface; apoptotic process involved in development; engulfment of apoptotic cell
Cellular component (GO): plasma membrane
Source: RefSeq, a predicted model, not a curated record